UAAAUUAUUCUUCCGAACACCAACAAGAAUUUGAGUAGAAAUGAAAGUGAUAGUUUGUUUAUUCGUGUUAUUCCAAGUUAAAACACCUAUACUGUAUCAAGUAAUACGUGAUGACUCUUUAGAAAAAUCAAGAGAAGUGAUAAAACGUAAAUGAAACAUCUCAAUCGUACCUACAUAUAAUCGAAUAUUAAUACAAAAUGAUACCAUAUUGGCUUCUAAGUUGUUUACUCUACCUAUCAAUCAGCUCUCCCAAGCUGAGUGAAGCCAAACAAAAAGCUACAGUUUUAAUCACAGGUGGCGGCGGCUAUAUAGGUUCCCAUACAAUAGCGGAGAUGUUGGACGACAAAUACUCAGUAGUAGUGAUAGACAAUCUUUCUAAUUGUUACGCUUUUAACGACACAGAAAAACCAGAAUCUCUGAAGAGGGUUGAGAUGCUCACCAAGAAAAAAGUUAUAUUUCAUAACACAGAUAUAAGAGACUCUAGCGGUCUAAAUAAAUUAUUUAAAAGUUACAAAUUUGCUGCUGUGAUUCAUUUUGCUGCUUUGAAAUCUGUGUCUGAGUCUGUGAGAAAACCUGUGGAAUAUUAUGAAAAUAAUGUAGCUGGAACAAACAGUUUGAUACAAGCAAUGAAAAAUAAUAAUGUGAAGAAAUUGAUAUAUUCAUCUUCAGCAACUGUUUAUGGAAGUCCACAAUAUCUCCCACUAACUGAAAAACACCCUACUGGACAAAACAUAACAAACCCUUAUGGAAAAUCUAAAUAUUUUACAGAAGAAAUUUUGAAAGAUCUCUCCUACUCUGAUAAUGAGUGGAAAAUAAUUCUUCUCAGGUAUUUCAAUCCUGUUGGUGCUCAUCCAAGUGGGCUCAUUGGUGAGGAUCCAACCGAUAUUCCUAACAAUUUAAUGCCAUAUUUAUCCCAGGUGGCAAUCGGAAGAAGAAACCACCUAGAUGUAUUUGGUUCCGAUUAUCCAACACCAGAUGGCACAGGUAUUCGAGAUUUCAUCCAUAUAACAGAUCUGGCCAUAGGUCAUUUAAGAGCUUUGGAAAAACUCACUAACCCAGCCUUCAAAGGGUGUAGAGCCUACAAUCUAGGUACAGGCAAGGGUUAUUCCGUGUUAGAAUUGGUCAAAGCAUUUGAAAGAGUUUCUGGGAGAAGAAUCAAUUACAAAUUAACUGAAAGGCGUAAAGGAGAUCUUGCUAUCGUCUAUGCAGAUCCAAAAUUGGCGGAGAAGGAGCUGAAUUGGAUAGCGAAGCGCUAUAUUGACCAGAUGUGUGAAGACACUUGGAGAUGGCAGAGGCAAAACCCAAAUGGUUACCAGUCCGAUCAGGAUGAACCAUAAAGUUGAUAUUUUACCUACAAAUGUAAACUUAUUUAAAUCAUUAGAGAAGUUAGUGAUGCA
Harmonia axyridis is the source of this 1397-nucleotide messenger RNA. RefSeq names its product UDP-glucose 4-epimerase-like. Gene Ontology annotation, molecular function: UDP-glucose 4-epimerase activity. The transcript is spliced from 6 exons. The coding region runs from base 198 to 1337 and encodes 379 amino acids. Gene Ontology annotation, cellular component: cytosol. The record is from RefSeq and is a predicted model, not a curated record. Gene Ontology annotation, biological process: beta-D-galactose catabolic process via UDP-galactose, Leloir pathway. Lineage: Eukaryota; Metazoa; Arthropoda; Insecta; Coleoptera; Coccinellidae.